Messenger RNA from Leishmania mexicana MHOM/GT/2001/U1103, 837 nucleotides. RefSeq lists its product as hypothetical. NCBI's taxonomy places the organism in Eukaryota, Euglenozoa, Kinetoplastea, Trypanosomatida, Trypanosomatidae. Bases 1 to 837 code for a protein of 278 amino acids. The transcript has a single exon. The record is from RefSeq and is a predicted model, not a curated record.
AUGUCGGCUCCGCCGAGCUACAAAAACCUCGCCAACGUGGUGAAGGACUACUUGACGAAGGGUAGCGAUGUGUGUGGAUGGCAGCUGGACGCGAAUGAGAACGAUGCGUCUAAGGGUUUCAACGCGUUCCCCUUCGCCAGCUCCAAGGCCAUCGGCGCUCACCUCUCCUACGAAUGCCCGAGCUACCACACGACGCUCAAGUCGAAGGUGUCCGCCGCUUUCACGUCUUGGCGGGAGUACCUCCCUACUAUCAUCUAUCACACCAAAAUCAACAACACGUUGAGCGACGUUGAGGUGGACGCUGCCGCCGCCUCUGUGAAGGUGACAGCCAAGCAUUCCGUGUUCAACGCCAGCUGCAAGUCGUCGCCGCUCGACGGUUUUGUGACGGAUGCAAACGUGACGACGUGUGUGUCCCAUCAGGUUUACGCUGGCGCGUCGCUGCAGUACGAUCCCAAGCGAAGCGGGGUGCGCGACUUCACGGCCAUCAUUGUUCGCUACGCGUGCCCACACAUCGGCAAAGGUGAUCUGCUUGGUCAGUACAGUCUGUGGAACGGCGUAUCGGUGCACCUUCGCAUCCCUCUUCACACUUGCAUGGAUGCUGCCAUCAUGGCAGAGCGCAGAUGCUUUAUCGCCGGCGUGCAAGCCCGCUCGCCGUGCGGUGCUCGCCUCAUGUUCAACACAAAUGUGUCAGACGGCACAUACACCAUGACAGCUAUCCGAAACAUGAACGACAUCUGGAAGCUCACGCUGACGAUGACCGCUCCGCUCGCCUCCGGGGAGGGUGCUGCCGCGCCGCGCUUCGGUCUGAAGCUCACCAACAUGGACGCCAGUGAUUAA